This is a messenger RNA of Oncorhynchus tshawytscha (Chinook salmon), 855 nucleotides long. It is a transcript of the gene lratb.1, whose product is annotated as lecithin retinol acyltransferase b, tandem duplicate 1. The transcript has 2 exons. Gene Ontology annotation, molecular function: phosphatidylcholine-retinol O-acyltransferase activity. The record is from RefSeq and is a predicted model, not a curated record. Bases 78 to 827 code for a protein of 249 amino acids. Gene Ontology annotation, biological process: retinol metabolic process. Lineage: Eukaryota; Metazoa; Chordata; Actinopteri; Salmoniformes; Salmonidae.
GACUAUAGAGGAGCGCGAGGCGAGGAGGACAACAUCUCUGGAAAAAAACAAGGACAAGAAAUUUACCUCCAAUAAACAUGUUGGAUUCGCUCACAUUACUCCUGGAAAAAGUACUCUUCCUCACUCACCUCAAUGUCUUCAAUCAGUUCAGGACCAGUCUGUUUUUUUCAGACACACAGAGAGAGAGGGAGAAGAUAGUUACAAAUCACUGCGAGGAAGAGGAGGUCCCCGAUCCCUCCGCCUGCACCGCACUCACAGACUCCCUGUACCAGCGGGGAGAUUUGUUAGAAGUUCCCCGGACUCUAUUCACUCAUUUCGGCAUCUAUUUAGGGGACAACCGGGUGGCACAUCUGAUUCCGGAUAUCUUGCCACUCUUUACAACGGACAAGCUUUCCAUUCAGGUGAUGGUAACUAACAAACGCUUAGUUCUUGGCGUUCUAUCCAAGAGCGCCAGCAUCCGGGUGGAUACCGUUGAGGACUUUGCCUACGGCGCGUCAAUUCUACUGAACGCUAUGGACACUACCGUGCAGAAACGACCGUUGGAUGGCGAAGAGAUUGCGAGGAGAGCGGAGGAAAUGGUUGGGAAGAUACCGUACAGUUUACUGUGGAAUAACUGUGAACAUUUCGUUACUUACUGCCGGUACGGCAGCGCAAUCAGCAUUCAGACAGACAAGUUCUGUGAUUGGCUGAAAUCUGUCAUCCGGGAUCAUAGGAGUGUUCCGCUGACGGCGAUCCUGGGAAUGCUGUCUAUUCUCAGUCUGGGAAUGUCCCCUUACACCACGCUUCCCACCCUCCUCAUCCCCUUCACCCUCUGGAUGGCAGGCUGAUACCUGGGAAUGCUGUCUAUUCUCAGUC